CUACGCCAAUGCCAUGCCAAACGGUAACGAAGGCAGACGAUAGACGAUCGCCUCGCCUCGCCUCGUCUCGUCUCUCCACCGAGGGGUAACACUUGUUCGAUUCGUGUAUUACAGUAGUUUCUUGAUAGCCAGCUCCACGUACGGACGCGCACGGGAACGAACACGGAAAACAAACGAUCGGGAGAUCGAUGUGGGUCUACAUUAAGUAUUUACCGACAAUAACAAUAACACAAUGGCCACAGGAGGAGAAACAAAUUGCUAAAUAGUAAACGGAAAACAUACGCACAUUGCGCGGUGUCAGCAGAAGCAGAAGAUCUCGAUGUGCAAAACCGCAACGUCCUGAAGGCCAAUUGAAGUUUGUGUGGCAUUAGGUAACCAGAGACGCGAACCGAACGGUUCUAUCAGCAGAAAACAGGCCAAGUGCUAGUGCUUGGCGCAUUAAUCGAAAAGCAAAGAAACAAAAAAAAAACAAAAAAACUAUAUAUAAAAAACAGCCAUAUCAGCAGUACGUAUUCCUUCCACUUUGACGUACUUCACUCAAAUAUGAAAGCAUUGUGUCAGUUGUCCAUCAGCUGCUGAUGGUUGAUCCCCCCGAGCUCUGUCCACAGUCGACGCAGCAACAACAAUUGUCUGGCAAUGUAUCGGAUAUACUAAGUGGAAAUGGAUCCGAUGAUUAGACAGAGAUAUUAUCUGUGGUGGUCUAGCCACAUUUGGCUUUUGAUACACCUGUAUUUCUGUGGCUUUCAACAAGCUCACGGCUACUUUGUGGAUUAUACAGAGAACACAGAGUUGAUACAGCAGCGUGCCGGAUACGAUGUGAAGCUGCAGUGCAAUCUGAAGGGUCUGCUGGACGAGAGCAAGCUGGCCGAUAUCCAGAUACAUUGGUUCUUUAAGCAAUGCAGCGACAAUAAUUGCUAUCAGCCCGAGGCGGCCGAUGACUGGACAGCCCUGCCCUGCGAACCGAGUCUGUGCCGGCCAGAGCUCUGGCUGCGGAACGUAACGGAGCGCUAUUCCGGACUCUACAAAUGCAGCAUCAAUCCGCACGUCUGGGACGAGGCGCAGUCGGUGGACGUGCAGCUAGUGCGCACCUACCAGCUAGAUGUGAAGAACAGUUCACUGGCUGCUCCCGAGUUCAUGGAUUCGUAUCCCAGCAACAAGACCGCCUCGCUGGGCAGUCGGGUGGUUUUCCAGUGUAGGGUGCACAGCGAGGAGCAUCCAACAAUCAAGUGGUUUAAGAGGCACUCCUUCGUGGGUUCCCUGCCAGCCGGUGAGGGACCCUCCGCAUCGCCUGCUUCCAAUUUCAGUGCACACAUCGUACGCUACGAUGGACGCACCUAUGAGCUGCUGUCCACGGCCUCGGAGAUGAUGAUCGGACCGCAGAUCUAUCUCAGCAAGCUGAUUCUUGACGGCGUGCGACUGAGGGAUGCCGGACACUAUGCUUGUGCAGCCAUCAGCUAUCGCGGGCACAAGAUCCGCGAGGCCUUUCUGGACGUUCUGCCAGCUGAAGAGCAGGACGAGGAGUACUGGAACGAUUACGACAACAGUGAUGAAGGUGUUCCCGGCAGCGAUCCGCGCGAGUUUCUGCUGCUAUUCCUCAUGCCCUUGGGCCUGGCUCUGCUACCCCUGACCGUCUGGUGCAGUUAUCUCGUGUACAAGCGCUUCUCUGGACACGGAGACUGCCAGCGCAUGGACUCGGAUGAGGAGCUCGACACGGAGCGGUGUGUCCUGGGUGGCAACUGAUUCCGAUUACUGACCGGGGCAAGCUGCAAUACGCUUAUUACGAUUACGAGUGAAGACUGUCCAUAGUUCUACGAUUAGAUUACUAGAUUAAAUGUGUAAAUUAAGUGUUUUCUUUAAACAUACAUGGAGUUUUCGUUAUCCAGA
This is a messenger RNA of Drosophila persimilis, 1884 nucleotides long. RefSeq lists its product as uncharacterized. The transcript has 5 exons. NCBI's taxonomy places the organism in Eukaryota, Metazoa, Arthropoda, Insecta, Diptera, Drosophilidae. The record is from RefSeq and is a predicted model, not a curated record. The coding region runs from base 661 to 1740 and encodes 359 amino acids.